Molecule: messenger RNA, 1548 nt
Organism: Fusarium coffeatum
Lineage: Eukaryota; Fungi; Ascomycota; Sordariomycetes; Hypocreales; Nectriaceae
Exons: 2
Coding region: 1-1548 (515 amino acids)
Source: RefSeq, a predicted model, not a curated record
AUGGCUGUUGGAAACCUCAGUGGCGUAGCGCUUGCUGCACACGGAAGCUGCACGGACGCAAGUACCGCAAAGCUAGAUACCAAUGCAGUCGACGCACCAGCUAUCCAGCAACAGGAUGCCUUUGAUGCCAAAGAUGGUCUUUCAAUCAAGAGUCUUUGGGCCAUCUCAAUCUCCAGUCUUUGUGAAAGCGAUCGAACCAUGUUCCAAAUCGACAACGAGACCGACCAACUGCGAAUUCUUGGCGACAUCAUUCGAAUCAUCGAGAAUACUCUAGAGAAAAAGCGAAAAACUGGUCUCGUUCGACCCAACACGCUCUGCUUCGCCUUGGGCGGGCGUCAAAGCAGUCCUCUCCUGAAGUCGCUAUGUAUGAGAUUAAUCCACCGCGUUAAUAUCUCGUGGCUUUGCCUCAACGCCUCUGCUGUUAGCAGUGCUAUCCUAGAAGGAUUGGAGGUAGUAAUUCGCGUCAUCUCGCGGAACAAUGUCAUUGAAGCGACUUAUCGCCGUGAAGAAUCGGUCGAUUUACGGACUGAUUUUGAAACAGGGCUUGACAAACUUUACAAGCUAGUUUUGGAUUUUCUCUGCUCAGCAAAGAAACACUACGCUCGCAGCAGCUCGGGUAAGUGGUUGUUCGGACAUACACUGCCAUCCCGGAUGACUCACGAGGACAACUGUCAGAAGAGGAUAGUCACAAAGUUACUAUCAAGCGGCAUGGAUUUGAACACCGCGGAUGAGCUCGGAAGAUCCGCAUUAGAGUUCGCUGUCAACGAGCUCAGAGACAACAGGUUUGACCGCCGUCGAGUUAAGGGCGAGCUUGAAAGUAGAUUCGAAAUGCUCAGCACCCUUUUGCGCCACGGCGCCGACGUGUCUAAGCUUACUGAAGAGUGCCAUGUGAUCACAACUGAAAUAGUCGAGCGGGGAAGACUCGACCUCUUGCUCAGAUUCGAGGUGGGGGGUUGUCACAUCUUUCCUCAGCAGCAGGGCCUCUCUAGCGCAUUGUCAAUCGCUGUCAGGAAAAGGCAUGUUGACAUGGUUGGACAUAUCAUUGAUACUCAGAAGCCCGGGGAUACAAAGAUUGACAGGGUUCUCGGGUCACUGGGAGGUUCUGGUUCCAGUGCACAAGAAGAGGACCAAGUGCAGAUUGCGAGGCUACUCCUCGCAGCGCGUUCAAGUCGCUUAGUAACGAUGCUGCCAUUCCCACUGAACAGGGCUGCGAGCAACAAACAUUUUCUACUCUACAGGACCCUUAUCGCCGAAGCCGACCACAGCCAAGAGUCUUACAUAAAGAUGCUAAAGGACACAGUCAGAACACGGGGCAAAGGCGGCGAAUAUAUUCCUGCCAUCUGGAGACAAGUUGGCUCGCGACCAGAUAAACUCUUCAUAUAUAAUUCGGCAAUCACAGCCUUCACCCAGAAUGUCACCAGUUCUUACACAUCUAACUUUUCGUUGUUGCACAUGCUCCUGCAAGGUGCUGAUUCAAAUAUACGAGGCAGGUCCGGGGAGAGCCUGCUGUAUCACACGGCGAUUUUUAAGGUCAAGAAGAGAGAGUGA